GGUAUAUUUUUUUCAAAAACAGCCUACACUAUUGGAUAUAGUUUGAAUACAGUUUUAUUGUGAUGUUAUUGGAGCUGUAUCUUCUAAAAUACUACAAUUAAUUAUCUCUGGCAUUGGAGUAAUGAGUACUUUCAAAUGGUUUGUUCCUGGUAGUACUUUAAAAUUAUUUCCACAUCAAACUUUGCAUUUGUACUUAGCAUUUAUUUUUAAUAAUAUUUUUUCUAUUUGCAUAUGAAAAAUAUAUAUUUUACUUAAUCCUCAUUGGACCCCUCUGAGGUGUUUUAUUUAACAACCUAUCCUUUUUUUUAAUGGAUGGGAAAAUUAACUGUCAAAGAGGUUAACUGAUUUUCUCAGUUACAAAGUGUAAAAGCUAGGACUGGAACCCAAGAUUCAAAUCUUAUUCUUUCAACACUGACAUCACAUUUGGUGAACAGGACCUAAAUAGUGCUUUUGUUUGUUUGUUUCUUUCUUUUUGUUUUUUGUUUUUUUUUUUAAUUUGAUUUUCAUACUGAAGCAACUUGCCCAGGUGGUGUGAGGGUGAUAUUUUGGAGUUGCUAUGUCAAAAUGGUGCUUAAGAGUGAAAGUGAACUUGAUGAGAAGUCUUAGAGGCAAAUUUUUGCCUGGCCUUAUUCUGAAGGUGAGGACAAUCAUUAUUUCAAAAAUGCUUGAUGCUAACACAAAAUGUCCAAAUUAAUUUUGAAUCAAUGAGCUAAGCUUCCUCAAUAAAGAUUGUAUUGUUUCCAACUAGGUGUUGGGGGUGUUUGGGUCACAUAGUUAGGGGUAGAAAUGAGUAGAAAUGGAGGAAUCAGAAAUGACAGAACAUGAAGAGUCAGCAGUCAUGGGGAAAGCAUGAUAUAUUUUAGAGUCAGUUUUGUGGGGUCUAACGCUAGUACAAACCUUCAUUGCAGGUAUGUGUUCCUCAGCAAGAGGGAUUUGAAAUUGCUGAGAAAGUGUGAGGGGAAAUUUUUGGAGACUAAAAUUUGUGAAGAAAGUUUAGAGUCAGAACUGUUGAGUAUAAAGAUAUUAUACAUAUUGGGUAGGUCCAAUAGGUUUAUUCUUUCCUGUUAAUUUUUAUCAUAAAAAUAAAAUCAGGAAAUUAACAUAAAGCUCUUACAAUUUACUGAGAGCCUAGGAAAAAACCAGGUAAGUGUGACAGGCAUUUUGAAAUACAUUAUCUCUUUUAAGCCAUAUAGGGAUCCUAUAGCAUUAUUACCAUUUUACAAAACCGGAAAUCAUGGUUCAGAGACGUUAACUAGAUUGGUUAAGAAUUCUUAGAACAUAAAGUACAUUUAUGAAUACUUAAUUAUAUAUACUUCAUUACUGUUGGAAAGAGUUACUGUUAGCUUUUAUUUCAUGGCAGUCUCUUCAAUUAAUCUAUAAAGUCAUUGAUGACAGAAAGGCAUAUUCACAGACCUCUCCACCUUACAAAUUUGAGAAACCUCAAUGAUAAAAAUACAGGUUAUAUUACAAACCUAUUGAUGUUUUAAUUACUUUAAAACAUCUCUACAAAAGAUUAAGUGAAAAUAAGUGGACUUCAAUUUGCAGUGAAAGGGAAGGGAGGGGAAGGAAAAUAACGGUUGAAAUCACACAGCAAAAACUAGUGUGUCUGAUUGGCUCCAAAGUCCUUAUGUCAUCUUAAUCUACCACACUUUUUAUACGAAUCAUGGGAAGAAUUCCCUCAAAGAGGUACUAAAUAAACCCUGUUAUGGAAAGUCAUGAAAAAAUAGAAGUGUUAGCUGUAAGAGGCAGAAUAGCCUACUUUAAGAACUUGGCUCCUAUGGUCAGAUUGGUUGGGUUCAAAUUCCAAUUCUAUCACCCAGAUAAGUUGUCAUCUACUGUGUUAUUGUUCCAAAUAUUCUCUCCUCCUUCCCAGUGAGAGGAUUACCCUUCUCCACCUGACUGGCAUCAGGUUUGACCAUAUGACCUGCCUUGGCCAAUAAAAUGUGAAGUCUGAACAGAAAUGUGAAGAGCCACUGCAUAUUCAGCCAUUGAUCAUUUUUCCUUCAGUCAUGAGAAUAUCAUGUCCCUGAUAGAUGGUAUUCUUUUAUGGAACAACAUGGGCUAGGGUCCUAGUCAAGCUGUGAAGGACAUGUAACAAAAGGGAGAAAUAAACCUUUGUGGUUGAAUGCCAUGGAGAUUUUUUUGUUGAUUCAUUAAGCUAACUAGUACACCAAUUUUGUUAGCCUGGAGACAUCUCUCUCUGAUUCACUUUCCCUUUUUUAUAAGAUUUAGUGAUUUGGUGAUUAAAUAAAUUAAUGUAGAUAAAGUACCUAAACCAGAGCAGAGCUGGUAAAUAUUUCUCUGAAGAGGAAAAGUUUUGAUCCAUUAUGUUUGUCAAUUUCCAUGGGGAUAAAUUCUUCUUUCACAGCUGAUUCCAAGCUACUAUCAUGAUGCCACUGAGUGGAGAUUUGGAAAGAGGUACACAAAUUGGGCUUUCAAGAGUAGGGUCUGGCUCCAGCCCACAGAUGAAUUUAGAAUAGUGCACGAAGCAAACACUUAUCCAAGCAUAUCAAAUAGUAAGCACUAUAGAAGAGUUUAAUGAAGACAGGUGACUGAAUGGAAUUGCUUGUUAAAUCCCCUUUUAUUCUUAAGAUUCUAUGUUUGGAAGGCAACUCAGAGAAUUCAGCACUGGAGGUAAACUUGGAGGUACUCUGCUAUAUCCAUUUCAUCGUGAUAGACAAGGGAAUUGGGGUUUAGAGAGUCUGGGUAGCUUGCUAAAAGUUAUCCAGUCAAUAAGAAAAAACACCAGGACUCUUGGUGUACAGUACACCCUUUUCCCUUCCAACAUGAAACACUUCUUUUUAAAAAUUGCUUUGGAGGGGUGCCCGGGUGGCUCAGUUGGUGAAUCUCUUGAUUUUGGCUCCAGUCAUGAUCUCACGGUUCAUGAGUUCCAGCCCCACAUUGGGCUCUGUGCUGACAGUGUGGUGCUUGCUUGGGAUUCUUUCUCUGUCUCCAUCUCUCUCUUCCCCUCCUGUACUUGCACUCUCUCACUCUCAAAUAAAUAAACUUUGAAACUAAUAAAAAUUCAAUGGAAAGGCUCAAGAUAGAAAGGAAAAAGGGUAAAUAGGUAAUGCCUCUUAUCUUUUCUCAAUUUCUGAUUAGUAAUAAUAAUAACAAAAUAUUAAAAUUGAAUCCUGGUCAUAUUUAUUGAUAAUCCUGGUUUUAGGUAUGUGAUUUUGAGUCAGUUUUGAGGAAAGUUGUCGUUAGGAAAAAAUUUUAAUAGCAUAUAGUUGUCAUGUAUAAUAUUGAAAAAGUGAUAAUUAUUAGAACUGUAAAUAUUACAAAUCAUUGAAAUGUCUAAGGGUGGUUAUUUUGAUUAUUAAAAUGAGUGCAUCAUCUCCUGGCACAGCCCAGUAAUAUCUCCUCCUAAAAAUAUUGCAGUAUAUCCCCAUGCAGAAUACUCCCAAAUUAGUACUUUUCAGACCAAUAAUGCAGUGUGUUCAUAUUUUAAGGUAACAGUGAUUCAUUUUUUUUAACCAUAGUGGUUACUGGCUGUAACUGUGGAAUGCAUUGUCAUGGAAACCACACCCCCCUUCUUCUGCCCCUUUUCAAUUCACCCCAGAGCUAUUAUUGAGAAACAGGAAUUAAAGGAAAGCAUUUCGUCAGAUGCAUGUGAACAGAUAUAACACAUACACACAUAUACAAACAAAUACACGUGUGUGUAUAGAGAUAAAUGAAUUCUCAUUGAUUAAAUUUAAACAAUAAGAUUAAAGAACUGAAAUACACAUUUUUCUUUGUAUAUUGCCUUUGGCUUUCUCAGUCUAAACCAGCACAAACUGUAAAAUGGGAAAUAACUUGAACAUAGCAGCCUUUAAUGCUGCCCUAGAAUAGGAGGUCAGCCUUAGCUUGGGUAAUUCAUUAGGGAAAGACUGUGUUAGUUAUUAUUGGAACAUCACAAUAUAGAGCAUACAAUACUUUUGGGGUGUUUGAAAUCCAAAUUAUAGGCUAAUGAAUAAGGGAAAUAUUGUACAAUUUUUUUUUAGAAUCCAUUUGCCUUUGGAAAAACAGCCAUAAUUAUAGAUGCUCUGUAGGUGGAAGUGCUCACACAAUCACACAUUUUAUGGUAACAUAAAGGGAUAAAAUGAUAAGGGAUACACUUAAUGUGUGAAUGUGACUUUAGGAUUCACAGAAGGCACCAGACCAGAGUUCUGAUCCUAAAAUGUGAUCUGGUAUAUUUAAGCACAUAUAUAUUAGACCUCCUGAGCCCCAGCAGCCCCUAGAUGCCCAACAAAUUGAAUCAGUCCUGACUGCUAAUAGGGGAAUUGACAAGGUAAGGAUUCCUGUGCUUACUAUGAGACUCCCAAAGCCUGAGGCAUAGAUAGCUCCCUUCAGUUAGAACUAGAUUUGCCUCAACUUUUACUGUCUUUUUAUGGGGAUCUUUGCUCAUACUUUGUUCCAUGUUGAUUUCCCUUCAGGAGGUCUUAAUUUUGUAAGCAGUACCCAUAUUCCUCUCACCAGAAGCCUGAGUAAAAAUGUUGAGUCCUUGAUAUCUUCCUGGCCUAUGGAAUGAUAACAUAGAGUUGAACCUAAGAAUCCCAAGGAGUUAUUCAAUCAGGUUUGGUUUCCAUUAACUUGAGACAAGAGGGGAGGGUAUUUUGGAUAUGGGCAGGUGAAAGAAAGUUUAUAGGGCACUGCAUUUGACUUGACAAUUUGCAAGUUGGUCUUUUGUUCCUAUUGGAACUUAUAAGUCUGAAUCAUAUGGUGGUAUUGGGGCUCAUUAAUUUAGAUAGAGCUCAAGUGAUCUGGUAUUCUCCUGGAACUGCAUUAGGGAGAUGUGUUGCCAGCAGAAUUUGCUAUGGAUAUUUAGGACUCUUUUGCUGGUAUAUUUCAAGCAGGAUCUCAGGGGAAUGCCCAAUCAGAGACUUUUGAAACUACCAUAUUCAUGUGAAUAUGACAGCCCUAACCCUUCUCAAAUAAAUCUGGAGUCUUGACAACAUGAUUCUGGAGAAAUAGGUGAAGUCUCCCAUGAUGUUGCUUUGUAAACUAUCUUCUGUCAGUUUGCUUUAAGCCAUCUUCAUGGUUUAUUGACUGUGUGGCUUGGGCAAGUGAUAUAUCCUCAGGGCCCCCGUUUCUUCCUCUGGAAAAAUGUGUCCAAUAAUAUCUCUCUCUCUCUCAGGCUAAGACAUGAGACAGGCUGUGUAAGUAAAGAGAGGUUCUAGGUACCACCAGGACUUACCACAGGAAUUUCCUUAUUGUCUAGUUUUCAUGACAACCCUGUAAGGUAGAAGUUAAUAGCAUCACUUCACAGAUAAGCAGAGGCUCAAACAGUGUUAAGUGAUUGACACAAAGCCACUCAGCACCAGUGACAGAGUGUAAUUCAAAUCCUGAUGUCAUCCUUUGUUUCCAACCAUCUGUGAGGCAAAAUGCCAGGCACUCAGGUGGCACCAAAAGGGUGCUAGUUUUACCCACUUCCUACUCUUCUACAUCCCUCCUAACUUUUUUUUAUUUUUUUUUAUUUUUUGGUCUUCAAUAAGCAGUUUUGCAGCUGGGCCAGCCACAUGCUGAAAUUUUUUUUUUUUUUUUUUUGUCUUUUGCAAUUUUGAUAGCCUCACUUUAAAAAGGAAGAAAAAAGAAAAAAAAAAGAAAAGAAAGAAAAAACCAGUAAAGCAUAUCCACCAGUCUUGCCAUUCAUACUUCCAGAACAGCAUAGAGACUUCUGGGGCUUUUCUGAGCCUCUAAGACAUCAAGGUGGGGAAGGGGCUGACUCUUUAUUUUUGAGUUUGAAAAAUGUUAUAUCAGAAAAAAACUUGAUUAUGAGGAAGAUUCUACCACCUAGGGAGUGAGUCAGCUCCCUGACCCAGAAGUCAAGGGCAUAGGGUCCCAGCAAAAUCAUUUUCAGUACACUUCUACCCCAGAUCCCUUUGCGGGCCAUCAACUCAGGCACACCAGUAUCAGAGGGCCAGCCUGGAGGAUGCACUCAGCAGGGUUCACAAGGGCCUCCCCUUCUUCAGAGCUCACCCUCGGAGGUGACCUAUUCUGGAGGCAUCAGCGAUAGGGGUUCAGUGUGGCCUCGGGUCACAUAACACUGGAGCCCUCUUACACCAACCGCAGAGACUCUUAGGUGGUACAGAGCGCGCCGAGGGCUGAGCUAGGCUGGGAGCACCUUGCUCCCUCCCUCUGCCGGCCCCUCCCUUCCACCCCACUUGCCCGGCCAGCGCUCCCCACGGUGACUCUGGAUUGCAGCAAGCCACUGGCUUUUUACCAAAUCGGGAGCUGCAGUAUUUUUUUUUUUUUUCCUUUUCCUUCAGAGAGAAUUAUUUCAGCCCCCUUCAGCUCGCAUGACAAUCUUGUGUGACUGGGGCGAGUAGGCGGGCACAUCCUUUUACAUGCUAAUACUGCCCCACCUCCUUUGAACCCUCCUCUAAGCGCCUAGCUCCUUUUUAUUUUUAUUUUGUAUUUUUUUUAAUUUUUUAAAAUUUUACCCACCCUAAAUUCACCAUAGAAGGGGGGGAAACCCUUCUCGGUUCUGUCCCUCCCCCCACGCCUCAUUCCCCAGGGAAGGGAGACCCCGAACGCUUGUUACUUGCCCGCGUUGCUUCUACCCAGGCGCCGGGAUGGCCGCGCAGGGCGCAGGGGGCAGCUAUCGGAGCGGCUGCACGGUCUAGGCUGUCACUCCAUGUGCCCGGCGGCGAGCACCGUGUUCGGGUCCCCAAGCGAGCUGCCACUGCCGCAGCUCGAAAGGAAUGUCCCCUGUUGUUAAGGACCCUGACUGUUUUACCCCAAUGAUUUGCCACUGCAAAGUUGCUUGCACCAACAACACUUUGUCGUUGAUGUUUGGAUGCAAGAAGUAUCGAUAUCAAGAUGAGGACGCUCCGCAUGAUCAUUCUUUACCUCGACUAACCCAUGAAGUAAGAGGACCUGAGCUGGUGCAUGUGUCAGAAAAGAACCUGUCUCAAAUAGAAAAUGUCCACGGAUAUGUCUUGCAGUCUCACAUCUCUCCUCUGAAGGCCAGCCCUGCUCCUAUAAUUGUCAACACAGACACUUUGGACACGAUUCCUUAUGUCAAUGGGACAGAAAUUGAAUAUGAGUUUGAAGAAAUUACAUUGGAAAGGGGGAAUUCUGGCCUGGGAUUCAGUAUUGCUGGAGGGACAGAUAAUCCCCACAUUGGAGAUGACCCUGGCAUAUUUAUUACGAAGAUUAUACCGGGUGGUGCUGCAGCAGAGGAUGGCAGACUCAGGGUCAAUGAUUGUAUCUUGCGGGUGAACGAGGUCGAUGUGUCAGAGGUUUCCCACAGUAAGGCCGUGGAAGCCCUCAAAGAAGCGGGCUCUAUUGUCCGGCUGUACGUGCGUAGAAGACGCCCCAUUCUGGAGACUGUCGUGGAAAUCAAAUUGUUCAAAGGACCUAAAGGUUUAGGCUUCAGUAUUGCAGGAGGUGUGGGGAACCAACACAUUCCCGGAGACAACAGCAUUUAUGUAACUAAAAUUAUAGAUGGGGGAGCUGCACAGAAAGAUGGAAGGUUGCAAGUGGGAGAUAGACUGCUAAUGGUGAACAACUACAGUUUAGAAGAAGUGACUCAUGAAGAGGCGGUAGCAAUAUUGAAGAACACAUCUGAUGUCGUUUAUCUAAAAGUUGGCAAACCCACCACCAUUUAUAUGACUGAUCCUUAUGGUCCACCUGACAUUACUCACUCUUAUUCUCCACCGAUGGAAAACCAUCUACUUUCUGGCAACAAUGGAACUUUAGAAUAUAAAACUUCCCUGCCGCCCAUCUCUCCAGGAAGGUACUCACCGAUUCCAAAGCACAUGCUUGUUGAAGAUGAUUACACCAGGCCUCCGGAACCUGUUUACAGCACUGUGAACAAACUGUGUGAUAAGCCUGCUUCUCCCAGGCACUAUUCCCCUGUUGAGUGUGACAAAAGCUUCCUUCUCUCAGCUCCCUACCCCCACUACCACCUAGGCCUGCUCCCUGACUCUGAGAUGACCAGUCAUUCUCAGCACAGCACGGCAACCCGCCAGCCUUCCGUAACUCUCCAACGGGCCAUCUCCCUGGAAGGGGAGCCCCGCAAGGUUGUCCUGCACAAAGGCUCCACUGGCCUGGGCUUCAACAUCGUGGGCGGGGAAGAUGGAGAAGGUAUUUUUGUAUCAUUCAUUCUGGCUGGUGGACCAGCAGAUCUGAGUGGGGAGCUCCAGAGAGGAGACCAGAUCCUAUCCGUGAAUGGCAUUGACCUCCGUGGAGCAUCCCAUGAGCAGGCCGCAGCUGCAUUGAAGGGGGCUGGACAGACGGUGACGAUUAUAGCACAAUACCAACCUGAAGAUUACGCUCGAUUUGAGGCCAAAAUCCAUGACCUACGAGAGCAGAUGAUGAACCACAGCAUGAGUUCUGGGUCCGGGUCCCUGCGAACCAAUCAGAAACGCUCCCUCUAUGUCAGAAAAGGACACAAAGCAAAAUCAGCAAAGGGAAAGGAGCUUGGGACAAAAUCCAGAGGAAACUGGGCGCAAGCUUCCAAGAGCCUUCUCCCAGUGGAGUCACAUGGGACAUGCCUAAUUCCUCCAGCAACAAAUUGUGACAGCAGAGCCAUGUUUGACUAUGACAAGAGCAAGGACAGUGGGCUGCCAAGUCAAGGACUUAGUUUUAAGUAUGGAGAUAUUCUCCAUGUUAUCAACGCCUCAGAUGAUGAGUGGUGGCAAGCCAGAAGAGUCACACUGGAGGGGGACAGUGAAGAGAUGGGGGUCAUCCCUAGCAAACGGAGGGUGGAAAGAAAGGAGCGUGCCCGGUUGAAGACAGUGAAGUUUAAUGCGAAACCCGGAGUGAUUGAUUCAAAAGGGUCAUUCAAUGACAAGCGUAAAAAGAGCUUCAUCUUUUCACGAAAAUUCCCAUUCUACAAGAACAAGGAGCAGAGUGAGCAGGAAACCAGUGAUCCUGAACGAGGGCAAGAAGACUUCAUUCUUUCUUAUGAGCCUGUCACAAGGCAGGAAAUAAACUAUACCCGGCCAGUGAUUAUCCUGGGUCCCAUGAAGGAUCGGAUCAAUGAUGACUUGAUAUCUGAAUUCCCUGAUAAAUUUGGCUCCUGUGUGCCUCAUACUACGAGGCCAAAGCGGGACUAUGAGGUGGAUGGCAGAGACUAUCACUUUGUCAUUUCCAGAGAACAAAUGGAGAAAGAUAUACAAGAGCACAAGUUUAUAGAAGCUGGCCAGUACAAUGACAAUUUAUAUGGAACUAGUGUGCAGUCUGUGAGAUUUGUAGCAGAAAGGGGCAAACACUGUAUACUUGAUGUGUCAGGAAAUGCUAUCAAGCGGUUACAAGUUGCCCAGCUCUAUCCCAUUGCCAUCUUCAUUAAGCCCAAAUCUCUGGAACCUCUCAUGGAGAUGAAUAAACGUCUAACAGAGGAACAAGCGAAGAAAACCUAUGAUCGUGCAAUUAAGCUAGAACAAGAAUUUGGAGAAUAUUUUACAGCUAUUGUCCAAGGAGACACCUUAGAAGAUAUAUAUAAUCAAUGCAAGCUUGUUAUUGAAGAGCAAUCUGGGCCUUUCAUCUGGAUUCCCUCAAAGGAGAAGUUAUAAAUUAGCUACUGCACCUCCAACAAUGACAGAAGAGCAUUUAGAAGAACAAAAUAUAUAUAAUAUACUA
Acinonyx jubatus (cheetah) is the source of this 9567-nucleotide messenger RNA. RefSeq names its product discs large MAGUK scaffold protein 2 (gene DLG2). The transcript has 24 exons. Gene Ontology annotation, biological process: chemical synaptic transmission. Gene Ontology annotation, cellular component: neuron projection; postsynaptic density membrane; neuromuscular junction. The coding region runs from base 6684 to 9500 and encodes 938 amino acids. Lineage: Eukaryota; Metazoa; Chordata; Mammalia; Carnivora; Felidae. The record is from RefSeq and is a predicted model, not a curated record. Gene Ontology annotation, molecular function: kinase binding.